This is a messenger RNA of Xiphophorus couchianus (Monterrey platyfish), 4769 nucleotides long. It is a transcript of the gene smyd2a, whose product is annotated as SET and MYND domain containing 2a. The transcript has 8 exons. The coding region runs from base 1159 to 2046 and encodes 295 amino acids. Gene Ontology annotation, molecular function: protein binding. The record is from RefSeq and is a predicted model, not a curated record. Gene Ontology annotation, cellular component: nucleus. Lineage: Eukaryota; Metazoa; Chordata; Actinopteri; Cyprinodontiformes; Poeciliidae.
CUGAUACUGAUGCACAUGCAUCAAUACUGGGGAAGCAAGUUAUCUAUUAAUAAGAUAAUUUAUUGGUCCCCCAUAGAAGAAAUUUGUCUAGGAAGUAGGGGCAAGGCUGCAGUACAACAAAAAAAUAUAAACAAUAGUUCAAAAUGACAACAACUAUAGAUACAUAAAAGUAACAUCAAUACAAAAAAUGCAACAAAAAUCUAAAUUAAUCUAAAGUUGAUUCAUCUUAUCGAUCGACUAGCCAUUUUCUUAAAAAUCUCCUGUAUCAAAAUGGCCGACCAUCUUUCUCAAUAUAAAAGCACACAUUUUUCAGAACAUGCUUAAUACAUGUAAAAACAUUACAUUUCAUUAUUUUGUAUCAGCUGUAUUUAAUACUGACUAAAUAAAAAGAAAGUUAUGCUUUUCUCACAUGAUUAAACUUAAACAUAUUUAUAAAAUAUAGCUAAACAGGAACAUCACAGGUUGCUGCAUACCAAAAAUAAAAGAUGAAAAUAAUAAAAUAUGUGAAACGCUUAACUACUCAUGAGCAGAGCGAGUUCAUACAGUAAUACUGUCGAUGGUUGAUCUUAAAGGAAUAUUAAAACUUCGCUAAAUGAAGACCGUGAUUAUUGGCAUCGUUUUCCUCAUAUUAAAAUGCUUAGUGCUCCGCUUAUCUCAUUACAUUAUCGCCUUCGUAACACAUGAAUAAUUGUUGCGUCAUGACGUUUGGCUGGAUGAUCGAUGUUAAAGUGAAAUUUAAGGAGAUUGUAGACUACGGUAGAUGUAAAAACAGAACCACAUAAAGUGAAUUUUGCGCCCCACGCCGGACUCUGUUUCGGCCGUUACUCUUUGCUGUUUCGUCUUAACCGCCAUUUUUUAUUCCCGUAUUGGCUAACCUGUGGCGCCCUCUUCUGGAUGGCGACCAAACUGCGACACUGGUAGUUACUCAAUUGAAACGCAUUUUAAUUUAAUAAGCCAUUAAUUGUAGAUUAACUGUUUCUAAUCAGUAUGGUUUCACAAUGAAGAGUGUUUGAAACUUCUGUCUAAAAUCACUUCUUUAGUCUCUUCUUCUUUAUAUACGGCACUGUAAUGUUCUGUUGCGAUGUUCAAUACUCUUUACCUCCAUGUGCUGUCUCUCAUUGAUUUCCUGUUUUUUUGCCUCGUACAGAUCUGGAUAAGAUGGACAGUGAGAAGGAGGAGUUAAACCAGGCUGACAUUGCGGCUCUGCACCAUUUCUACUCCAAACACAUCAGUGACCUCCCUGACGACCAGGCUCUCACUGAGCUCUUUGCACAGGUAAACUGUAAUGGUUUCACCAUAGAGGACGAAGAGCUCUCCCAUCUAGGAUCAGCUGUUUUUCCUGAUGUAGCGCUGAUGAACCACAGCUGUAGUCCAAAUGUUAUUGUGACCUAUAAAGGCACAGUGGCGGAGGUCAGAGCCGUUCAAGAGAUAAACCCAGGGGAAGAGAUCUUUGACAGUUACAUAGACCUGCUAUAUCCAACAGAGGACCGGAGAGAGAGGCUAUUAGAGUCCUACUUCUUCAUGUGUCAGUGCACCGAGUGCACCACCAGGUCUAAGGAUAAAGCAAAAACGGAAGUCAGGAAGCUGAGCACUCCACCAGAACCAAAGGAAAUCCAGUCUAUGGUCCAUUAUGCCAAAAAUGUCAUUGAAGAGUUCAGAAGAGCCAAGCACUACAAAAAUCCCAGCGAGCUGCUGGAGAUGUGUGAGCUCAGCCUGGAGAAGAUGGGAGCUAUUUUUGCAGACACCAACGUCUACAUGCUGCACAUGAUGUAUCAGGCCAUGGGCGUGUGUCUCUACAUGCAGGACUGGGACGGCGCCAUGAGCUACGGGGAGAAAAUCGUUCAGCCGUACAGUGUUCACUACCCGACCUACUCUCUGAAUGUGGCGUCCAUGUACCUGAAACUGGGCCGUCUCUACUUGGGGCUUGAAAAGAAAUCCCAAGGUGUCAAAGCUUUGAAAAAGGCGUUGGCCAUCAUGGAGGUGGCUCAUGGGAAAGACCACCAUUAUGUAGCAGAGGUCAAACGGGAAAUCCUGGAUCAGAAAUAAACGAGGAGAACGAAAAUCAAACUUGGGACCUCCUUACAAAGCAACAAAACACACUUCUUCAAAGCAUGGAAUGCAUCUUUUACCUCUGUUUUUACACCUUUUUUAUUUUCCUGCCUCACUUUAUGCACAUGCCUUCUGACUGGAUUAUAUUUCUUAUCUGUCCCUGACUUCUUCAAAUACUGGACUUUAACUAGAUUUGCUUUUUUGAAUUAAUUUAAAAACACCUGUAGUAUUUUGUUUUUCAUCCUCAAACUAAACUCAUAGUCCUGCCUUUUAAAGCUGCCUUCUGAAGAAAGUCAAGGUUUCGUCUGGUAGCUUCCACCUUCGUCCUGCUUUUCCACCCAGUGUCUUGUGGGUUCGUCUCCACACUGUUUGUGUUUUUGCAGCAUUGCGAGCUGCAUGUGUCCUUCCAGAUUAGUUACUGAGUCACAGCCUGCCUGUUUACCACCAGAGCACAGUUUAUGGUCGCACAUGCUCUCAGUGAAACUGUGAUUUAACACUAAGACUGACCAUGCAUCAAACACUCUGUAGCAACAGAGAGGUCUCUCAGCGCGUUUUGGUUUGUUGAAAGGAGGUGUUGCAUGCUCGACUUAUUAUGCAUUUGUUUAUAUUUCUCUUUGUCUUUUGUCAAAUGAAGUGAUCAGUUCAUGUCUUGGCUGUUCUCUUUUCAAAAAAGAAGAGAAUAAGAAAAAUAUCACAUCAAAGCUGAAAACAACACUGUAUAUUUUUUUUGUCAUUCUGUGUUUUAGCCGAUUAGUCGGACAAUCUGCUCGAGUAGCAAGCCUGCAGUCGGCUGCAUUACAGACGUCCAGUUUGCAGCGAAGUAGCAUAAGGGUGAUGUUGAUGCUGCUUUAGUUUUUACAUAAUCAGUGUUUGUGCUUUUCACAACUGGAAAUAUUUCCAAAUAGAUUUUUUUCUUUAUUACAAAUAAAUGAGCAGAGUGUAGGUUUUAUUCAGCCAGCUGACCGGCAGUUGACUGAUUGUGUGACCUUGGCAGAUCAGGAUACCAGUAACCGACCCAAAGCGAAACACUCGGGGCCUGGGAAUGAACGGCGGACUGAGAUUUGACCAAAUGUUCUGAGAGGUUCUGCCAAGGAUCCGGCCAAAACCGGAGCCUCUAGUUCUGUCAUAAAAGCAGAAACUCUGUAUUUUGCCUUUUAUUAUGUUUUGUUUUUUGCAGUUUUCUAGAAAAGCAUAUUCUCAUCAGUCUGGGUUUGACGUUAACAUGCACUAACAAGGUUACAUAUCUACAUUCUAUAAGAAAUAUUUCUUUAUGUAAUUUUGAAAAAUGUUCCUGCUUCACAUUUCUCAGUGCUUACUGUCAUGUUUGAAUUAUAAACUUGAUGCUUUUUGCUUAAUUUGCACCACAGCGCAUCAGAAAAAUCCAAACAGUUCAACCUGUGAAAAACUGUUACAGCAGAAAUUAUUAAAUACUAGCAAGACAAGUCUAUUUUAUAACUUUCAGGCAGAUACAAACCCUCACUCUAAAGUGUGAGGCAGGUGCCGAUUGUAAAAUUAUAGCUUUUUUGUAGACUUACUGCAAAAAAAUAUAAAAAUGUACCUGGUAUUUUUUGGCCUAGUAUGUAGUGAAAAUAUCUCAGUACUCUUGAAAUGGGACAAAACUAACUUAUAAGUAGCUUUUCAGCAAGAUAUAGUAGUUUGUUUUGAGUAAAUAAUUCAUUAAUAUAGUUUUUUUAAACUACAGGUUUCCCUGGCAUAUUAUUUCACUUAGAAAAUGAGGAAAUGUCUUCUUAGUGAAAUAAGCUGCUAGUGAAACCAGUAUGUUUUAGUCAAUAUUUAGGAAUCACUGAUUUAAAACAAACUACUGCUUCUUGCUGAAAAGUUACUUGUAUGUUAGUUUUUUCUUAUUUUAAGUGUUAACUUAGAUAUUAACACUUGAAUCUAGACCAAAAAUACUUGGUAGCAUUUUUUGAUUUUGCAGUAUAAAUCUCCUAAAACCAUUGAGAAAUACUUUCUUUAUGUUUUUUUUGUUUUUUUUUUGUUGAUGUUUUAGCUCUUAAUUUGACAGGCAAUGAAAGCUUUGAAGCAAAGAUCACCUGGGCCUUAUCUAAGGGUUUUCCUUGCACUCUUGUUUUGUAUUCUCAAUGUGACUAAAUGAUGUCAAAAGACAAACUUAAACAUGGUUUGUACAUGAAGUGGACAGUUUCGGUGUCAGUGGAUUGUCAUCAGAAACCAGUAGCUUCUCCUCUUUUGUUUACUGUUCAGUGAAUUCAGAUCACCACAUCAAUGUGGCCUACAGACUGACAUAAAUAACCUUGCGAGGAGUUUUCUGUGGUUGUAUUUGUAGCAUCUCCUGCUUAUGUGACUGUCAACUCUAUUAAAAAAAACGAUGCAUCUGCAUGGUGCCUGCAUUAUAGCUGUAAUGUGAAAAGCACCAAUUCAGCAGCUCAGUACAGCCCACAUAAUCAUUUUUUUUGUAGAUUUCUGCAAGAGAAGAAGAUACAGAGGCUUUGCACAAGCCAAACACUGUCUGGACUGUCUGUCCAAAUUUAAAGCGCAGCAUUUAGUAAGACUUUUUUUUUCCCCCCUCGGAUGUUCAAACGAAUCUGUUGUUUUGUAAUUCUUUGUAAUCCUUUCUGCAUGUUUCUGGAAUAAAUUACCAAGCAUGAAUGUUAUUCUGUUGGAAUGCAAAAAAAAAAAUCUAAGUCUAUAAUUUUUCAUUAUGUUUUAAAUGAAAACUAAUAAAUGAUGAUUAAACUAUU